Messenger RNA from Cuculus canorus (common cuckoo), 4214 nucleotides. RefSeq names its product DENN domain containing 11 (gene DENND11). The record is from RefSeq and is a predicted model, not a curated record. The coding region runs from base 16 to 1347 and encodes 443 amino acids. Gene Ontology annotation, cellular component: cytoplasm. NCBI's taxonomy places the organism in Eukaryota, Metazoa, Chordata, Aves, Cuculiformes, Cuculidae. The transcript is spliced from 9 exons.
CGGGCGGGAGCGGCCAUGGUGGAACGCGCAGACGAGGCGCCGCUGCUCUUCUGGGCCGAGGGCCCCGCCGUGUCGGCGCCGCCGCCCGCGGCCGAGGCGAGCGGCGGUGCCGGCGGGCGGCGGCUCGGCUGGAGCGCGGCGCCCUGGGACGGCGCGGGGCCGGCGGAGGCAGCGGCGCCGCCGCGGGCAGAGGCGGAGGAGGACCAGAUCGUGGCCGUCUUCGUGGUCACCUUCGACCCCCGCACGGGCAACAUGGUGGAAUGGUGUUUACCCCAAGAUAUUGAUUUGGAAGGCGUGGAAUUCAAAUCCAUGGCAAGCGGGUCCCACAAAAUCCAGUCAGAUUUCAUUUAUUUCCGGAAAGGGCUCUGUUUUGGCCUGGCCUGCUUUGCCAACAUGCCUGUGGAGAGUGAGUUAGAGCGUGGUGCCCGCAUGAAGUCUGUGGGGAUUCUCUCCCCUUCCUACACCCUGCUUUAUAGGUACAUGCACUUCCUGGAGAACCAGGUCAGACAUCAGCUGGAGAUGCCAGGGCACUACUCCCAUCUAGAGGCGUUCUAUGAUGACAAGAAAGGAGUUCUCCCUGAUAACAAGGGCACCCCCACCUCUCAGCAACCUGUCCACUGGCUGCCAUCUAUCCACAGAUACAUGUACCCAGAGAUGAAGAUCACACACCCUGCUGGCUGUAUGUCUCAGUUCAUCAAAUUCUUUGGUGAGCAGAUCCUUGUCCUCUGGAAGUUUGCCCUGCUGCGCAAGCGCAUAUUGAUAUUUUCACCGCCCCCAGUUGGAGUUGUCUGCUAUAGAGUGUAUUGCUGCUGUUGCCUUGCCAAUGUUUCUCUGCCUGGUCUUGGAGGAACUGUCCCAGAGUCCAAACCGUUCUUCUAUGUGAAUGUGGCAGACAUAGAAAUGCUGGAGACAGAAGUAUCAUACGUAGCGUGUACAACAGAAAAGAUCUUUGAGGAGAAACGGGAUCUCUAUGAUGUCUAUGUGGACAACCAGAAUGUGAAAACACAUCAUGAGCAUCUUCAGCCACUCCUGAAAAUUAACAGUGCGGACAAGGAGAAGUACCGACGGCUCAAUGACCAGAGGCAGAUGUUAAUGUAUUCUCAAGAAGUGGGUGAGGAUUGUAGCUCCUGUGAAGAGGACCUUUUCAUCUUGUUUUUCAUGGAGCAGAACAACCGCAUAUUUCAGACAUUGAUGGAGGUGUCAGCCAGCCAGGACAAGACACUGACAGCUGACCAUGCACGAGGAAUGGGCCUGGAUCCCCAAGGGGAUCGAAGUUUCCUUAUGGACUUGCUGGAAGUAUACGGCAUUGAUGUUAUGCUGGUCAUUGACAACCCUUGCUGCACUUAAACCAAGGGCAAGAGAGAUGGGGAGCAAAGAUCACUUUCUAGAGACUACCAAACACUGCUUAGGAGGGUCACUGGAACUCACCACAGCCACUGGAUGAAUCUAAUUUUAUGUAAUAACUUUAUAUGGAGAGUAUUUAUAAUUUUAAAACAAAAUGUGAUUUUAUUUUCUUCCCCUUAAGUUGCUAAUGAGUACCUCCUCCAGGUUUUGUUUGUUUUUGUCUCCCUUUCUCUUUCCUUUGGGGUUUUUGGUUUUGUUUAGAUAGGACCAGUGGCACUUUUGCACCAAUCCUUGUUGCCAGUGAUAGCUAGGUUUCGGCCUAGCCUGGAUACCUGAGGGCUGAAGACUUCAGGAAAGCACUUUGUCCGAUGGGGACCAAUGUGAAAUGCUGUAGCUGAGCUCUCAAGACUUGACUGGAAAACCCUCCUAUCAUCCCCUCUUCCAUUUGGGAACUGAAGAGAGCUUUAGCACAGGCUGUUAGUGGCCCAGCCUCAUAAAACAUCUCCUGUCCUACGAUGUUUAUUGGUGGGGACAGUUAAACCAAUGAUAAAACCCAGGACUCCUUAAAACACCCCUCAUACAACUUUUAGCAGCUGAGUGUUGGAAGAAAGCCACCCUUCCUCACCAAAGGCAGAAACUUACCAGGAGGUGCUACAGGAUCUUACGACAUUACUUACUGGAGCAGCACGAUUUCACUUCCAGCAUUUGAGCCGAUAUAAACAGUCAAGACUGUAUCUGCAUAUCUCAUAGUUGGAGAAGAGCACUAUCUCUAUUUAAUUCCUCCUACCAGUACCUCUGGUUUUCAGUUACAUCACACCUGCUGUUUAAAAUCUUCAAACCAGCAAGAUGGUCUCCUGUUUAACAGGGACCAACAUCACUGAGCCACUGUGCAGUCACCAUGUUCUCCAGCUUCUGCUCAUACGAUGCUGGGCCAGAUUGGGUUGAAUAAGUAUGCUUUAAUGUCACUAGCCCUUCCUUUGUAGGAGAUGUACUUGUCACUCCCUUGCUUUAACAUUGUCUGCCGAUCCUACUUUUGUUGAGAAGCUUCAGCACUGCCUGCCGCUGUCGUUGGCUUUCAGUGUGAGACAGAGAGCAGCAUGUGACCAUUCAGCUGGAGCAGCUUCGCAGUUUGAAGGAGGUUCCCUUGGAGUCUGGUAUUCUUAACUGGUGCAGCUGCAAGAAGCAAUGUCUAACAGCAAGGCCUUUUUUUGUUUUUUUUUCUCUUGGGCAGAGAAGGUGUAGAACCAGAUGAAUGGUAUUUCCUAUUCUUGUGUUGUGGAAAGAAUAGGAUUCAAUUGAUGUAGGACCAGUGGUUACCUCCAGGAAGGCUAUCCUGAUAAAAAGUAAUCCCUUCACCAUGUAAAACCCAAGAAUGGUACUGUGGGUCUAGGUGUGAUACACUGUUUCAGCCAGUAGUAGCAUCAGCUUUAAGCUAACUGUUUUUUAAGCUUUUAUUUUAAGCUUCCUGAACUGUGGCUAUAGGUAAUUAGCUGCUGCUUCUACCAUAAUAAGAUUUCGGCACUCUUGGAGCCUUUUUGCAGUUUGUAGAAAUGCAAACUGUAGCCAAUGUAUCCAUUUAUAGAAUGAGACAGAACCUGAACCACCAAAAUCUCACCUGCUAAUUCUUUCUAAAACAGGUGAAGCAAAUAUUUUCCAAGUACAUCCUCUGUGGAUUGUUUCCCUCUGGAAAGAGGCUGCCAUGUGUGUUUUGCCUUGAAGACUAUCUGCAGCAAAGGGGUAGUUUUGCUUGCUGUGGAUUCAGAGGUUUUAAAUGUGGGAUUGUGGGCCUCACAAGGCUUAUUGCACAGACAAUUGGUAUGAGCUUCAGCAUAUUAUGUUCCCGUGAUCUGCCUGUCUCUGAGCAGUUGCUUCCCUACCUGCUUUUACAGGGCUUUGGAUGUUUUUGUACCAGAGAAAAACAUGCUGCUGCUUGUAUUGCCAGUCGCUCACAAGUGUGACAUAAUCAUCCUUAGAAGGCUGGGGAAAAAAUGGAGAAAGAGGAAAAAACAGAACUGAAUAUCAUUUAAUGGAAAGACAGGUCUCUUACUUAAGAAAAGGCUUUGGUUUUAAAUUGACACCUGUAAUAUAAAAGCAACCCACACUCUCCAUGCUUUCUUUCUAACUUCCACUAUAGUUUUCACAUGCUGUCUGCAGCAAAGAUCCCCGAGGAAGAAUAGCUGGCGCUGUAUUGCUGUCACUUACUGAACUUCCUUCAGAAGAAGAAAAAAAAAAAAAAACAAAAAAAAGGAACUGAAACUGCUCUCUAGCAAUUCUUCCUCUCACUUUCUUGAGGGUUUGCUACAUAGCUUAGCUGUGGUCAGCUGCUAAUGGCUUUCUAUUUGAUGUCAGUAGUUCUUUUGCUGAACUAAAUGGAAACAAACCUUUAAUUUGUCAUUGAAAUUUUACAGCCUUUGCAGUCAGAGGCUUUUGAACAUCCUGCAUUAAAGCGCUAUGUUCACAAGCUGUCAGAACAUCAGGACUAUUAGACAGCACUGCCAGAGCCCACUGAGCAGAACCUCCUGAAAUCACUAUUUGAUGUUUAUUAAACCUCUGCUUUCGAGAAACUAGGUCUUCAGUUGGUAGCAGUAGUGUGGGUACAGAAGCAUCAAAGCAAGCAGAUGACUGUAAAAGUAGCAUCCAUGCUAUAUCCCAGCUGGAUGGCUAAAGCCUGUUUUGCUUUUCCUUGUAAUUCUGUGUCUCUACAGCCUCUCUUGGCAGGCGACUGCUACAAAAGACAGAAAACAGAAAAAAAAGCCUUCUGUAUCCGAACCCUUCCUUGUUUGAUUUGCUAUGGAAACAAAUUUCUACCUGCAUUCCCCUUUUCUAAUAGACAUUGAUAAAUUAAUACAUAAUAUAAACAAAUGGCUGCA